UUUGUACGAGAUUUUAGCUAAAAACUACCCAGGAUGAACAGGAUGGGCAUGAAGAUGAGGGCGAGGAGGCGCUCGACGAAGAUGACGAGAUGAAUGAAGGGGAUGACAAUGAGAAUGAGGAUGAGGAAGGGGAAGGGGAGGAUCAAGGAGAAGGCGACGGUGAUGGUGAUGGGGACGGUGAAGGCGAUGGCGACGGCGAUGGCGAUGGUGACGAUGAAGGGGACGGAGAAGGUGAAGGUGAUGAUGACGGGGAUGAGGGCGGAAUGGACGCAGAAGAUUCCCAGCAAGCAGAAGUUCCAGCACAGGCCACUCAACUGGACCAAAACCAAGCGAUAGCCUCCGCCUCUGGCGAGACCAACCAAGCACCGCUGGAGACAUUGACUGAGCUUCCUGAGCCUUCAAAUGUCCCAUCAACUCUCAAGCCUGAUACGGUGGACUCUGAAGGUCGAAGUCUCGCGGAUGCCUCUACACCACUCGAACCUGCUGGCUCUGCGGCUAUUACGCACACUGAGAUCCCCAGCAACGCCAUGGAAAUAUCAAACGUCGCUCCUGGUCACACUGAAGAAGGUCAAGGUGAUCUAGGAACAUCCGACGCAGGUAUCGCUGUCAAAUUGCCUGAGCCUGCGACCGGAGACGUUGAGAUGGGAGAGGCUCCAGCCAACGCCGAGGUGGCCGAUAGUGCGCCUAGGGUGGAUGAGGGACUUGUACAUGGAGAAUCCAACCUACCAGAGGGCUUAGGCGAUGGUGCUCCUCCCCCUGAAGUUGAAAAGCAGCCCUAGUCGCUGCCUGAUCUGCAUGCAUAGCCUCUGAGAACACCAUGCCCCCCCUCCGUCCUUCAAAGGUGCGCUUGCGCUAUUUGAAAAUUUGCUUCCGCCUCACCGCAGGGGCAGAAUUUGUGCUCGUCUCUCGUUCCAGGUAG
Kockovaella imperatae is the source of this 919-nucleotide messenger RNA. RefSeq lists its product as hypothetical. The transcript has a single exon. The coding region runs from base 90 to 779 and encodes 229 amino acids. Lineage: Eukaryota; Fungi; Basidiomycota; Tremellomycetes; Tremellales; Cuniculitremaceae. The record is from RefSeq and is a predicted model, not a curated record.